AGCAACUGGUCGGACCUGGUUGGUGUUAUCUCGGAUGAAGGCUGACAGAGGGAGAUCUCUUUUGGCAUUACCCAACACAGCCACAGAUGCAGCUGAGAAUCCAAGCCUUGUGGAGCAGCAGAGGGUGAGCAUCCCUCUGCCACGUGCCCUUGGAGGGCAGGCACAAAGCUGUCCUGCUUCUCUCCAGGCUCCUCAAAGAGCUUCUGCAAGGUUUGCCAUGAGCAACGGAGAGGUUGACCCUGAGAACUUGCUCUGAGCCUUGUCAAGAUGCUUGCAGUAUGGAUCACUACUCUUUUUCUUCUCAAUGCAGCCAGAGGAAGGGAAGUUUGCUACAAAAGGCUUGGAUGCUUUUCAGACAGCCCCCCAUGGGCUGGGAUCCCGGGGAGACAACUGGCAGGUUUGCCCAGCUCUCCAGAUGCUGUGAACACAAAUUUCCUCCUUUACACAAGAGAUAACAUGGUGAAAUACCAAAAAAUUUCAGCUACAAAUCCUUCAACUAUAAAAGCUUCGAAUUUCCAAGCACACAGGAAAACUCGUUUCAUUAUCCAUGGCCACCUUGCCGGUGCAGAUCUCCCCUGGAUAACAAGCAUCUGCAGGUUCAUGUUUCACUCUGAAGAUGUGAACUGCAUUUUGACAGACUGGAGGGGUGGCUCCAGUGGUCUGUACACAGACGCCGUCAACAACGUCCGCAUUGUGGGGGCCGAGCUGGAGUACCUGGUGAACUUCCUCGAGAAAGAGUAUGGCUACUCUCCUGCCAACAUCCAUUUCAUUGGCCAUAGCCUUGGAGCACAUGUUGCAGGGGAGGCAGGGAGGAGGAAGCCUGGCAUUGGAAGAAUAACAGGUUUGGAUCCAGCUGGGCCCCUUUUCCAGUACACUCCCACAAUGGUUAGGCUGGAUCCUUCAGAUGCAAAAUUUGUUGAUAUAAUUCAUACUCAUGCCGGUCAUCUUUUCUUUGACUUUGCUCCAGGGAUUCUUCAGACUUGUGGCCACCUGGAUUUUUACCCAAAUGGUGGGAAGAAGAUGCCAGGAUGCAAGCAGCUUCGUGUGCCUCCUGCAACUCGGGAUAUCAAUGAUCUGAUGAGAGCAUACAGAUCUUUUGGAUGUGGACAUAAAAGAAGUCUCAGGUAUUAUGCUGAAAGCAUCAUCACUCCAAAUGGAUUUGUUGGGUACCAGUGUGACACAUACCGAGAGUUUGUGCUGGGAGACUGCUUUCCAUGUCCAGAAGAAGGAUGCCCACUGAUGGGUCAUUAUGCUGAUAAGUUUUUACAUAAAACUGAAAAAGAAGAGCAAAAAGUUUAUUUAAACACAGGGCCCUCCCCUCCAUAUGCUCGCUGGCGAAAAGAGAUACACGUCAAAGUAUGUGCAACAGAAACCAUGAAGGGAAAUAUAGAUAUAGCCUUGACUGGAACUAAUGGGUUCAGAAAAAAAUACACCAUUGACAAGGGAACUUUCAAACCUGGCAACACAUACUUGAACUACAUUGAUACAGAAAUUUCUGGGAACAUUUCAAAAGUUGAGUUUCUCUGGAAAAAGCAACUAGGUCAUGCAGACAGAGGCUGCAUGGGAGCUGAAGAAGUCAGAAUAAUAUCUGGGGAAAAUGGGAAUAUGUCUGUGUUCUGUGGGUGUGGAACUGUGCAGCCCAGCAUGUGGCAAGCUCUGGCUCUUUGCUGAGGGCCAGGAAUGCCCAACCCUCGCCAGCUGCAAGAGGACACUGCAGUCAACAACAAAGGAUUAACAAGCCUCCCUCAACAGACUUUGAGAAAUUUGUCCAGCCCUCUUUAAAAGCUCAAUUUCCAAGUUAGUGCUGUCACCUUUUCUCCGUGCAGGGCAGCUACACUCCUGUGAACUAUGGUUACAAAGACAGCAAACACGUUACUAAUAACCAGCUGGACUUUUUUCUAUACCUGAAUCAGGCACCUCCUUUAUCAAAACUGACUGAGGAACUUGAAUUUUCUGGCAGCCUUCAAUAAGAAACUAUUUCCUCUUUGCCAGUGAAACUGAAUUUUCCAGCUCUCCUUUGCCUUUGUGAAAAUGCUGAAGUCAGACUUGAGCUACAUGAUUUGGAUUAGCAUUGCCAGUCCAAAUUUGUCAGCAUUUUGAUUGUACUGGUCAGCAAAACCAGACCACUAAGAGUUAUCAGCAUCAGCCAAAAUAAGCUAAAGUUCUUUUGUUUCAACACAAGCUAGCCACAAAAAUUCUUUCAUUUUUUAAUUACCAGCUGUUGUCUGAGGCAUGCAACAGAUUUCUGCCUCUGACGUGAAGUUUAUCAUAUGGGUGCAGAAAUUAAGUGUAUCAAUCACAUUGGGCAAUUCUGUGGUGUCCCAUCCUGACAACCAGCUAUCCCAGAAUGCUCCCAGUGAGGUGCCCCAAAAGGUGUUGGUGUGUUACACAAGGCUGAAUGUGGCUGAUGAACAGGUGUGUUUCAAAUUAUGCAGCAAUACUUUUGAGAUGUCAGAACCCUGUCACCUCCUGUGCAGUUUGCUGAAGGAGCUUGCUCAGGAUAUUUGAUAAAUCAGGUGUCUGCCUUCUCAGAGUCACUCUUCAGUACCCUUUAUUUAUCCCCACGAGCAGGGUGGGACCAGAAACCAUCUUGAGCAGGAAAUUCAUCCUUUUUUACCCCUUAAGGAAGCUUCUUGGCAAUUUUCCCUUCUUGAGCAAGAAGGGGCUCCCCUCUCCUGUGCUCCCUGGAGAUAUAAAAAAGCCCCAGGUAUUUCUACACAGUUUGGAAAUAUCUGUAACUGGAAAUUACAACAUCUUGAACAUCCUCCAUAAACCAUGCAUGGCUCUCUGCCCCAGAGUUGCACAAAUUAAGGAAACUCUGUUCUAUUGCCUUUCUUACAGUCAGGAACUGAAAAAAAAUAAAUGUAAGUAUUUUCCUCAGGAUCACAAAAACCUGUGCAGCAGGGGCAGGAACUGGGUUUUAUGGCACAAACAGGAGUGUGAUCAGUGCAUCACUCCUCACAGGAAGGAAACAAGUCCUGUUGGACUCAAGACUUCUUUAAAGCUCAUCCUCUCCUUCCUCCAUACUUGCCUGUGCCCCUUUUGCAAAUCUAAAAACUAAUUCGAUGUUUUUAUGAAUAAUAAAACAUAUUCUUUCAAAAAUACAAA
Haemorhous mexicanus (house finch) is the source of this 3108-nucleotide messenger RNA. RefSeq names its product pancreatic lipase-related protein 2-like. Bases 268 to 1671 code for a protein of 467 amino acids. Gene Ontology annotation, biological process: lipid metabolic process. The record is from RefSeq and is a predicted model, not a curated record. Gene Ontology annotation, molecular function: protein binding; triacylglycerol lipase activity. The transcript has 13 exons. NCBI's taxonomy places the organism in Eukaryota, Metazoa, Chordata, Aves, Passeriformes, Fringillidae.